GGCUUGCCGUAGCGUUCCAGUCUCCAUGGUGACAACAUCAAACUCACCUGUUUCCCUCGCUGUCAGCCGGUUAAAACUUACUCUAUGUUAAUUUAAACUUUUUAAAAAGUCAAAUGUUUGACCAGGAGGAGUUUGAUAAAUACCUCACCGUGUUUGAAGGCUCUUCCCCGGAGGAUGUGUCUCACGCCCGGCACUUCUGGAGCUCUCAGUCUCUCCUCCCUCCGUUGGAGUCCCGACUCGUGUCUGCAGAUAUCCGCCAGAGGCUGCCCGUGUCCCGGCCUCGGGGAAGCAGCACCGCCGGUCUGAAGCUCUCCUCCCCGCGGCUGGAUGCCCUCGCUCUCCGGCAGAGGCAGGAGGAGAGGCGGCGGUACGAAGCCAUGGCGGACCAGAAGAAGGAGAUCCUGGCGCUGCUUAGGAAACAGAGAGAGCAGAGGAUCCAGAAGGAGCUGGUCUCUGUGGACUUUAAAAGGAAGGUGAAACUGGGCCCAGUAAAACCGGUACAGCUGCAGGAUGCAUCAGAAUCAGAGAUGGAGAAGGAGCUGGUGAAGCAGCUGCAAUAAGAACCUCAAACAUAUGUUUAAAUAGGAUUCAUGUUGAUUACUGUGGAGCAAAUGUGGAUUAAAAAAAUAUGAUAAUUAGAUAUUAAAUCAGCCAUUUUUAUUAAUAACAAAGGUACAAAUAUUCUACAAUAAAAAAAAUAUUUUUCACA
Messenger RNA from Notolabrus celidotus (New Zealand spotty), 709 nucleotides. RefSeq names its product HOATZ cilia and flagella associated protein (gene hoatz). The transcript has a single exon. The coding region runs from base 114 to 560 and encodes 148 amino acids. The record is from RefSeq and is a predicted model, not a curated record. Gene Ontology annotation, biological process: cilium assembly. Lineage: Eukaryota; Metazoa; Chordata; Actinopteri; Labriformes; Labridae.